Mustela erminea (ermine) is the source of this 1067-nucleotide messenger RNA. It is a transcript of the gene IZUMO4, whose product is annotated as IZUMO family member 4. The transcript is spliced from 10 exons. The record is from RefSeq and is a predicted model, not a curated record. NCBI's taxonomy places the organism in Eukaryota, Metazoa, Chordata, Mammalia, Carnivora, Mustelidae. Gene Ontology annotation, cellular component: nucleus. Bases 86 to 862 code for a protein of 258 amino acids.
AGUUGUCCGUUGCGGGGCGGGGCCGCCGUCGGGGGCGUGGCGCGGGAGGCGCCGUUGGUUGGCGGGCGGCGGGCGGGGGCGGGCCAUGGCCCUGCUACUGUGCCUGGGCCUGACUGCGGCGCUGGCCCGCGGCUGCCUGCACUGCCACAGCAACUUCUCGGAGAAGUUCUCCUUCUACCGCCAUCACGUGAACCUCAAGUCCUGGUGGGUGGGCGACAUCCCCGUGUCGGGCUCGCUGCUCACCGACUGGGGCCAGGACACGAUGAAGGAGCUGCACCUGGCCAUCCCCGCGGAGAUUACCCGGGAGAAGCUGAACCAGGUGGCGAACGCCGUGUACCAGAAGAUGGAUCAGCUGUACCAGGGGAAGAUGUAUUUCCCCGGGUAUUUUCCCAAUGAGCUGCGAGCCAUCUUCCGGGAGCAGGUGCACCUCAUCCAGAAUGCCAUCAUCGAAAGCCGCAUUGACUGUCAGCGUCACUGUGGCAUCUUCCAGUAUCAGACCAUCUCCUGCACCAACUGCACCGACUCGCACGUCAUCUGCUUUGGCUACAACUGCGAGUCGUCGGUACAGUGGGAAACAGCCGUGCAGGGCCUCCUCCUAUACAUAAACAAGUGGCACAAGUACGUGAGUUUUAUCAGAGGCAGGGAGUGUGCUUUAAGCCCUCGUGGAGAGGACACGGACACAAGCGAUCGCUUCAUGAGUAAACAUCAGCUGCCCUCCUCCCGCGGACGCACAGAACCACUCCGGCCUUGUGAGUGGCUCAGAGGCAGGCUUCUGAUAUCACCAAGCUUCACGUGUCUUGAGCCCCCACACCUGGCCAACCUGACUCUAGAAAAUGCUUCCGAGUGCCUGACACAGCACUGAUGGGCACCGGCUUUGCCAGACCGGCCCCAGCCUGGAGGCGGAGCCAGGACUUGGCUGGACUGUCCCAGCCUGACCCCCUGGAGCAGCUGCCGCCGCCUUCCUCCUCUCCUGUCAGAGCCUGGGCCCCCGGGAGGGGAGUGUGGCUUUGUCGGGCGGGGUCCCCGAGCUGUUAGAUGCGAUGAUUAAACGUCCCUGACAUUCCUCA